Limulus polyphemus (Atlantic horseshoe crab) is the source of this 3796-nucleotide messenger RNA. RefSeq names its product protein ABHD17B-like. NCBI's taxonomy places the organism in Eukaryota, Metazoa, Arthropoda, Merostomata, Xiphosura, Limulidae. Gene Ontology annotation, cellular component: plasma membrane; endosome membrane. Gene Ontology annotation, molecular function: palmitoyl-(protein) hydrolase activity. The transcript has 2 exons. Bases 217 to 1098 code for a protein of 293 amino acids. The record is from RefSeq and is a predicted model, not a curated record. Gene Ontology annotation, biological process: protein depalmitoylation.
UGGUUUAUGGUGAGAGAAUACGCGUGGAAAGUUUAAAUUUAAUACAAAAAAGAGGUUAAGUAUAAGUAUGGUUACUUUAUAUUUAUUUUGUAAUAUAAAUUAUAAUGUUAAAAUGCAUAACAGCGCACAGAACUUAGGAUUGUAGUUGAAGAAAAACGGUAAAUAUCUGUUAUUACAGUAGUAGGCUAAGAAGUUACACGACUGAGAGUUCGACGAAUGCCAAAGAAGUCAGAAAUGAAUGGGCUGUCGUUCAGUGACAUCUGUUGUCUCUUUUGUUGUCCACCUUUUCCAUCUCGUAUUGCUGCCAAAUUGGCAUUUCUUCCACCAGAACCAACAUAUUCAUUUAUCCCUGAUGAAACUGGAACAAAAUUCACUCUUAAACUCUCUGAUAGAGCUGAGUGGCAGUAUUCACAAAAAGAAUUAGAUAAUUUUGAGGUGUUUUACACCAGAACGUCAAGAGGAAAUCGCAUAGCGUGUAUGUAUGUACGUUGUUCACCAAAUGCAAGAUACACAAUACUUUUCAGUCAUGGGAAUGCUGUUGAUUUAGGCCAAAUGAGUAGCUUUUAUUUAGGAUUGGGAUCUCGAAUAAGUUGUAACAUUUUUAGUUAUGAUUAUUCAGGUUAUGGAAUUAGUACCAAUAAGCCAUAUGAAAAGAAUUUGUACAGUGACAUUAAUGCAGCCUGGCAUGCACUGAGAACAAAGUAUGGUGUUAGCCCAGAAAAUAUCAUUGUUUAUGGGCAGAGCAUAGGUACUGUCCCAACUGUGGACUUAGCUUCAAGGUAUGAAGUUGGUGGAGUGAUUCUACACUCACCUUUAACCUCUGGAAUGAGAGUGGCCUUCCCUAGUACCAAGAGAACUUGGUUUUUUGAUGCAUUUCCAAGUAUUGAAAAAAUCCACAAAGUGACUUCUCCUGUGCUUGUAAUCCACGGAACAGAAGAUGAAGUGAUAGAGUUUUCUCAUGGUCUUGCAAUGUAUGAACGAUGUCCCCGAGCAGUGGAGCCUCUGUGGGUAGAGGGUGCAGGUCACAAUGACGUAGAACUGUAUGGACAGUACCUGGAACGUCUGAAACAUUUUGUUUCAAUAGAAUUAGUUAAUUGACCGAACUGUGGAACAAAUAACGUAGAUCUGAUAGUCAUACCUACUUCUGAUACUGCUAUAUUGGGAAUUUCAGAAAGAACCAAGUUUUUGCCUUAUACACUACUGAAUUACAAACAUGUUUGAAAAUACUCUUCUGUGAGUCUGAAAGAUGUAUAAUUUUAAAAUCUUGUGUACCUAUAAUAGCCUUAAGACAUCAAGUGUUUACUCAGACCUUAUAUAACUACCACUUACAUGAAGUUUUAAGAAAGGCAGUCUGAUGUAUAUUUUUCCACGGGUUACCAUUUACUUAAUAUCAUAAGGUUGACAUUUACUGUGGUGUCAACUAUGUUAUUGCAAGUAGUUUGUAUGCUGGUGUUAUAUCAUUCUAAUACAAGUAUAUUGUGUGGAAGGUUUUGAAUCACUUACUUGCCAACAAAUUUCUAAUGGCAGUUUAAUUAUGCUCUUGAUAGUUACUAAGUUGUUAGUGGCUCGUAUUAAUUAUAUCCUGCAUUACUUCUUUGAAAAUAAUUUAGAUCUGUGUGUUCAAAAGCAUAAUCCUCUGUGAUUAUUAUUUCCAUGAACACUAAAUGGAUAAAUUACAUGUAAGUGGUAAUAAAGGCAAUUUGAUGUUAUAAAUAUGAUUCUUUUGAUAUCAGGACCAAUGACAUUGUGGUAACCAGAAGUUUGAUAUAGUGAAACAAAUAAAAGAGUUAAUAUAUUUUCUAAUACCUUUGUCACAGUUGGAAUUUCCUCAUUUUGAAGAUGUAUAGUGAAAUAUGUCACUGUGUUUUGCAAUUAAUGGUUAGUCUGAAAUCUCAUGUUAGUAUAGAUAAGUAAAUUUCUCAAAUUAUAGUCUGCUAAAAUCUUUCACACUUCCUUAACCUUUAACCCUAAUUCAAGUAGUAGCUGACUUGGUACUAGCCAAUUGAAAUCAUUUACCAGUCAGUUUUUGAGAGAGUUGUAUUCAUACUCUUCACUCCUCAAAGUUUGAAUGACAUUUAGAUUAGUUUAUAUACAAACAUAAAGUUCACUGUAGCUGUCAAUAUGUUUGUCACAUUAAAUCAGAAUGUAUUAAAACCUGCUGAUCUCUACUUUAUAUAUACAAACAUAAAGUUCACUGUAGCUGUCAGUCACAUUAAGUCAGAAUGUAUUAAAACCUGCUGAUAUCUACUUUAUAUAUACAAACAUAAAGUUCACUGUAGCUGUCAGUCACAUUAAGUCAGAAUGUAUUAAAACCUGCUGAUCUCUACUUUAAUGCAGGGUUCCUGUAUGUAAAUGUUUCUGUUUCACAUUCACCAGUUUCUGUAUAUUUCAUGUUAGUAACUUUAUACCAAUUGUGAAAUACUUUGAUAAUUACCUGAGAUGAAGAUAUACUAUUUUUAUUCCAGAUGAAAUGGUUCAAUUUUUUCUGUAAAAUAUGUACAGAUACAUCACUGUAUCAACUUUCAUGACAUAAACAUCAGAGCUGGGCAAUUUAAUUCAUUGAUCAAUAUAACCAAUUAUCUAUGCACAGCAAUUAUGUUGCUUAACAUUUUAUAAACUAAUUGAACAAAUGAAAUUAGUGUUUCCAAUUAUUAUGGUUUUGAUUAUUUCUACAAUUUAUUAAUCAAAAUUCUGAUUAUAUAGAUUGUUACAAAAAAAUCAUCAAAUAAUCAAAAUUAAGAUUUCCGGUUAUUAUUUUUGGUUAUUCCAAGUAUUAUGUGACUCGAAUGUCUCGGGUUCAAUUUCCAUUGCCACCAAACUUUCUUGCCCUGUCUUUGUUAUGGCCAAUCCACUAAGACUGUGUGCCACUGUUGCUUAUUUUGAACUGCUGACUGGUGGGAAGGUAGCACCUGACAUCAUAAAGUUUGUUUAUUGUAUUUUAGAGAGAAUUCAGCUGUCUGGCAGCAUCAACUGCCAUUCUUUGUUUCUUGAACCUCUGACUACAUGAAGACAAUUCACCAGUGGUACUUCCUACCAUCUCCCCCCUCCUGUUUCAAACUGCUGACUAGAGUGAGUUCAACUGGUUGGCAGUAUCUGCUGCAAACUUUUUCUGUUUUUAUGUCAAUUUUACUAAUUGAUUAAUGAAAUGUAAUGAAACUAUCAAUUAAUUGAUUAAUAAUUACCAUUAAUUGUUCAGUUCUGAUAAAAAAUACACAGUGUAAGAGUUUACUGUUCUGUUUUGUGCUUGUCGAAUGCAUGUAUCUCCCAGAGAAGCCUGAAUAGAUUAUAUAAGUAUUUACCAGUUGAUUGGCUGUUUACAGAAACAUUCAUCAACAAAAUUUUUUGCAAUUCUUUUAAAAUAAAAAAAAAUUAUUACAUUAGCCAAUUUUGACCACCAUAAAAUACUGAUAAUAGAAAUGUAUAAACACUACAUAAUUUGUUCUUCUUGAACUGUGGAAAAUAUCUGGAAUAUGUAUUAAUGUUGGUGAAACAUCAGUAUUUACAUCUGUCAUGGACCUAAAAAAUCAAAAUUAAUUGAGAAGAAAACUAAAAAAAAUAACAUUUAUAAAUGAUUAAAGUGUUUGAACAAAUUUUUUGGUUUACAGUUCAGGCUUGAAAUAACUAUAUCUACAGAGCUGGUAUUUCAGUAUAAAUAUUUCAACCAGUUCAUAGUAGUAUUAAACUGAUAUUAUCAUGUUCUAAUAUAUUGAUUUUGGUAUUAAAUUUAAUUUGUGUUGUUAAAAAAACAGUUGUUAAACUUUCUGUUUCAUGUCCAAAUAUUUUUAACGAUUUUACU